Molecule: messenger RNA, 378 nt
Organism: Gongylonema pulchrum
Lineage: Eukaryota; Metazoa; Nematoda; Chromadorea; Rhabditida; Gongylonematidae
Source: the annotation of a GenBank genome assembly
AAAAUGAUGGUUGAAAGCAUCCUUGAUAUUUUGCUGUCUUACCAAGGUGUUAUUAGCGGACAAACUAACCUGGCCUUGUUUGCGAAUUCACAGCAUCCAUUAAUCAAGGCACUGAUAACAACUCGGGAGUAUUCUCUUAACAAAAUGCUGGAAUAUUCCAACUUCCAGAGCGCUUACCGCCCACAGUACGGUGAUAAGUAUUCAACCCUUGUGUCAGUGAUCAGUUCGUUCGCCUCUACGAUUCUGGAUCAGAAAUCUAUAUUCGACAAAACUGAUGCCGAUGAUCUGAAUCGCAUGACUGAUGCCGAUAUGAAGAUGAAAGUGGCACAAAUGGACAGCUUCUUUGCACUGGUCCAUUCAUUUUGUCAUCUAAUCUAA